Mesorhabditis spiculigera is the source of this 414-nucleotide messenger RNA. The record is from the annotation of a GenBank genome assembly. NCBI's taxonomy places the organism in Eukaryota, Metazoa, Nematoda, Chromadorea, Rhabditida, Rhabditidae.
AUGCAGCGCUUGGCCGUCGUUAUGGCUGUACUUUUGGUGCUCACGAAAUCACAAGACGAUCAGCGCCUGGGCUUUGCGGAUACGCUGCGCAGUCUGUUCGACGGCCAGAAUGGGAUCAGCUAUGAACAGCUAAAAAACGCGGCCGUCAACUUUAUCGGCUCGGGGAAUAGCACGGUGGUACAAGGGCUGCGCGAUAUGGUGCUGGGGAAAACUACUGACGCGCAACUUGGCAACAAAAUCGAAGACGUCAAGGAGAAUCUCUCAGAAAAGGGGAAAUCUGCACUGGAGCAGAUCAUGUCCUUCCUGGGCGACUCUAACCAUUCGGAUUCCUUCGUCCAUGAUAUGGUCCGCCGCGUGCUUGGCCAGCAAUCCGGCCAAGAUCAGUCAAUGCUGAACCAACUCCUCUUCGGCAAA